Pundamilia nyererei is the source of this 4053-nucleotide messenger RNA. RefSeq names its product NACHT, LRR and PYD domains-containing protein 3-like. Bases 259 to 3639 code for a protein of 1126 amino acids. The transcript is spliced from 9 exons. NCBI's taxonomy places the organism in Eukaryota, Metazoa, Chordata, Actinopteri, Cichliformes, Cichlidae. Gene Ontology annotation, molecular function: protein binding. The record is from RefSeq and is a predicted model, not a curated record.
CCUGAGCGCACCUUUCUCAGGAACGCAGAAUGACCAGAAGCCCUCGUCGCCGCUGACUUGACUCGCUGCGCCGCACAGAGAAAGAAGUUUACAGAUCGCAGUGCCUGACCUCAGAACAGCCCACACCUCACCUGGCACCGAGCGUACCUGGAGGCAGAGGACGAGCUGCAUGCGUCCGUCAGGUGUUUCUGCAAACACAGGUAAACAGAGACCAAUAAAGCAGUUGUACCACAAGAGCCUGCAGUACUAUCUGACGUGAUGACAUCAGAGGACCUCUUAAACACUCUGGAAGAUUUGGGAGAUGAAGAGUUUGAUAAAUUCAAGUGGUUCCUGCAGCAUGGUGAUGUCCUUCGGGGGCGCCCUGCCAUCAGAAAGAGCCGUCUGGAGACGUCAAAGCGACUGGAAACUGUGGACCUGAUCAUACAAACCUAUGAACUCCAAGGAGCUUUGGAGGUGACCAAGGUGGUUUUAGAGAGAAUUAACAGAAAUGACCUGCUGCAGAGUUUUUCUGUCAGCAGCCCAACAACCGAAGUGCACAUCAAUGGUGGGAAGACUUCAAAGAAGAAAGGGGAUGAAAAUGAUGGUGGGAAAACCACAAAGAAGAAAGAUGACGAUAACAAUGAUGGGAAGACUUCGAAGAAAAAAGCAGAUAAUGAAGAUGGUGGGAAGAGCCCAAAGAAGAAAGGGGACAAUGACAAUGAUGGGAAGACUUCAAAGGAAAAAGUAAAUGAUGAAGAUGGUGGGAAGAGCCCAAAGAAGAAAGGGGACAAUGACAGUGAUGGGAAGACUUCAAAGGAAGAAGCGGAUAAUGAAGAUGGUGGGAAGACUACGAAGAAGAAAGGAGAUGACGGCAGUGUUGGGAAGGCUAAAAAGAAGAAAGGACUUUUCUCCUCUAAGACUCAGGCUCCUACUUCUGAGACUGAUGAUAUGAUGGUUCCAGUACCAGAGCCACAUCCCAUCACAUUUUACCAGCAGAUGCUUCAGUCAAAUUUCCAGGAUAAAUUUUUGGGUGCAGAAGAAGAGUGGGCAAAAGACACACAGCAUCUGGCUGAUAUCUACACAGAGCUGUACAUCACAGCCAGGUGUGGCGCACAUUUCCACACACAGCAUGAGGUCCGAACGUUAGAAAAGGCAUGGAAGCCAGCAGAAGCAGAGAAAUCAAUUCAACCCACAGACAUGUUUGAGCAUCCUUCUGGAGAAUCCAAACCCAUCAAAACAGUGAUGACCAAUGGAAUCGCAGGAAUUGGAAAAACUUUCCUUGUCCAGAAGUUUGUUUUGGACUGGGCUGAAAAAAGAUCCAAUCAAGAUGUGCAUCUGAUUUUCCCCUUCACCUUCCGUCAGCUGAAUCCUCUGAAGGGAGAAAAGUUCAGUUUGGCAGAGCUCAUUCAUGAAUGCAUCCCAGAAACUGUAGGCAUCCCACAGGAGGCUCUUAAUUACAUCUUUACAGAUGUUCAGUCAUCAGGAAUCACCAACUAUGACAAGAGUAAAUUCAAACUUCUGUUUGUGUUUGAUGGGCUGGAUGAGAGCCGCCUUCAUCUCGACCUUCAUUCUGAAGACAUUCGCUCUGUCGAUGUAACAACGGCAACAGUAACAGAUGUCCUGCUAAGAAAACUCAUUAAUGGAAAACUGUUAUGCUCUGCUCGCAUCUGGAUAACCACACGGCCUGCUGAAGCCAAUCAGAUCCCCCAAGAGUUUAUAAACAGCAUCACAGAGGUCAGAGGGUUCACUGAGCCUCGGAAGGAGGAGUAUUUCAGGAAGAGAUUCAAAGAUGAGGAACAGGCCAAUAGGAUUGUCUCCCACAUCAAAACAUCACGAAAGGGAGGAGAGCUGCCCAAGACUCUGACUGAGAUGUACGCAGAGUUCCUGAUGUUUCAGAUUGAUCGGACAAAAGAAAAGUAUGGCCCAGAGAAGAGCAUUCAAUACAUUACAUCAUUAGCAAAACUGGCCUUUGAGCAGCUGGAAAAGGGCAACCUGAUCUUCUAUGAGAAGGAUCUGAGAGAGAGCGGCAUUGACUUUGUCUCAGCAUGUGGAGGAGUUUCCACAGAGAUCUUUAAAGAGGAGCGAGGGAGGAAAGGGAAAGACAAGAUGUUCAGCUUCGUCCAUCUGAGUGUUCAGGAUUUUCUGGCUGCUUUUUAUGUGAAGAUGUCUCUAAUAAACAGCAACAAAAAUGUGAUGCCUUUACCACGAAUGUCUCUGAAAAACCUUCGACUCCUUUUUAGCAAAACAUCUUCGAAGAAGAUCCACAGGAUUUCCAUUGACAGGGCCUUAAAGAGUCCAAAUGGAAGCCUGGAUUUGUUCCUUCGCUUCCUUCUGGGUCUUUCACUGCAGACCAACCAGGAGAAACUACAGAACUUGUUGAUCAAGACGGACAGUAACCCACUGGCCAAUCAGAAAACAGCCCAGUACAUCAAGAAGAAGCUCAGUGAGAAUCUGUCUCCAGAGAGAAGCAUCAAUCUGUUCCACUGUCUGAAUGAGCUAAAUGAUUCUUCUCUAGUGGAGGAGAUCCAACAGUCCCUGAGAUCAGGAAGGCUCUCCACAGAAAAACUAUCUCUUGCUCAGUGGUCAGCUCUGGUCUUCAUCUUGCUGUCAUCGGAAGAAGAUUUGGGCGUGUUUGAUCUGAAGAAAUACUCAGUUUUUGCUUCAGAGGAUGCUUUUCUGAGACUGCUACCAAUAACGAAAGAAUCCAGCAAAGUUCUGCUGAGUGCAUGCAAUCUGUCAAAGAGAAGCUGUUCAGCUCUAUCCUCAGCUCUUAGCUCUGAGCCAUCCAGCAUGCGAGAACUGGACCUGAGUAACAACGACCUGCACGAUUCAGGAGUGAAGCUGUUGUCUAUUGGGCUGGGGAGUCCAAGCUGUAGACUGGAGAAACUCAACCUGUCAGGCUGUAUGAUCUCAGGGAAGGGCUGUACUUCUCUAGCCACAGCUUUGAGAGCCAACCCCUACCAUCUGAGUGAGCUGGACCUGAGCUACAACCAUCCAGGGGACACCGCCACCAAGCUGCUUUCUGCUGGAGUGGAGCAUCAACACUGGAAGCUUAAAAUUCUCAGGCUGGAGCAUGGUGGAGAGCAGAGGCUGAAACCUGGUUUGAAGAAAUAUUUCUGUGAACUCACACUGGACACAAGCACAGCCAACAGAAACCUCAAGCUGUCCGACAACAACAGGAAAGUGACGGCACUGUCGACGCAGGAGCCUUACGCCCAGCACGCAGAGAGGUUUGACUUCUGCCUUCAACUGCUGUGCAAGCACGGUGUGACUGGUCGCUGUUACUGGGAGGUGGAGUGGAAAGGAGUGGUGGAUAUCGCAGUCAGUUACAGAGGAAUCAGAAGGAGAGGAGACAGUGUCGACUGCAAGUUUGGAUGCAACGGUCAGUCGUGGAGUCUGAUGUGCUCUGAUGUUGAUCACUACUCUGUGUGGCACAACAACACAGGGAAAGACAUCUCCUCCUCCUCCUUCUCCUCUGUCUCUAACAGAGCAGGAGUGUAUGUGGACUGGCCUGCGGGCACGCUGUCCUUCUACAGAAUCUGCUCUGGCUCAAAGACCCUUCUCCACACCUUCCACACCACAUUCACCGAACCCCUUUAUCCUGGGUUUGGGUUCUGCACAUUGUCGUUCGGUUCUUCUGUGUUUCUGAGUUCUCCGUAGAAACGAGAGUCUGGGCUUAUGUCGAAAAGCGACUUGAUGUUUGACUCACUUUGACGUGAAGUCAGCGCCUUUAUGCUCCGGGUGGCUGAAUAUGUAGGCGUGUUCUCGUACUUUCUCACUGACGUGUCUUUGAACUUGUGUGUGUUUUGCUAUGUUUCUAUGUUUUUGUAAAUCAGGCCGCUGAAACGAGCCCACUGGGUUCAUAAAUAACUUAAAUCUUCAGGACACAGCUGGUCGUUGUGCUCACGAGCAACACCACCGACCGAUCUACCCGUGGACCCUCGUGCCCUGACCUGUUGUUACCAUGGAGACCACUGUAGACUUUUUCACACUGGUUCAGAUUCCUGGACCACAGCUGACCUUUGAACCUGCUGAUGUUGCUGUCAGAUGCAAUGAUGAUGUCAUCCUCCAGCA